Molecule: messenger RNA, 7834 nt
Organism: Rotaria sordida
Lineage: Eukaryota; Metazoa; Rotifera; Eurotatoria; Philodinida; Philodinidae
Source: the annotation of a GenBank genome assembly
CCCUUUCAAAAUAUAAUCAUAAAAAUAACUAUUGUUUCUAGUCUAAAGCUCCAGUCAAUAUCAUGACAAAUUUUUAGAAGAUUCUAGACAAACAAAACAAAUUUCUUCUAGAAUUUCACCAGAAGUUCUUUUGUUUGGUCAUACACAGAUUCAACCUUGAACGGAAUGAAAUUCACCUAUACUUCAAAAUUUUGUUAAAUUCUGAAUCGAAUAAAAUAAAAAUUUGAAAAGAAAUUCUCGUAUUUAUUGCUGUUGAGAUUCCUUUACAAUCGUUUUUUUUUGUGAGAAUCCUCAAAAAUUUAGAUCUAUUGAAUAGCCUACAAAACACAAACUUCCAAAGGUCUCAACUAGCAGAUCCUUGUACUCAAUUUUAGAUCAAGAUUUUGAUUGUAGAUUGGUAUUGUCUUGUAAAGAAGCGAAAAUGCGUAGUUUUAGAAAAUUUGUUUAGAAAAUUUUAUUUACUCGGGUUAACAUUUUCCUCUGAUCUAAGUUACAACUGUUGAUUCGAUUCUCAUAACAGAAUCAUCAUUUUGUCUGCUAAUUCUUCGAAAAUUCUUAGUAGAAUCGAAAGUGAAUCCUGUUAACAUUUUACAAUUUUGAUAUGAACAAAAAUUCCUCCUAAAACAGGUAGAAAACUCGAGAAAUAUCAUGCAGAGAUCAACAAUGGUUCCUUGUAACGACUAAUAUCGCUUGGCGAUGACUUAACAUGGUGAUUUUUUGCAACUUCCGAACAUAAUUUUCACAACAAUUAUAAUGAAGAUUUCGAUCAACAGAUAUGUAUCAGAUUUUAGAGAUUCUCAUUAAAUGUUCUUCAAAUUUCUCCAUGUAGGAUUCUUAUAGAUGUCAUUAUUUUCCUAGCUAUUCAACAGAUCUCGAAAUGGGCCGUCCGACCCAAACUUUAUUUUUUUUUGAAGGAAGAUUUCUCGCAUAAGAAAAUAGAAAAAAAUCUGAUUUUAAUCGAUUUUUUUCUAAUUAAAAAAUUGAUUGAAAUGAUAUUAAUUGAAUACGAUAAAAACUCGUUUUUUUUCCAACUUUGAAACCAAUUGAAGUUCAUCUUUAAAGUUGAAGAAUCAGAUUUCAAUCAGAAUUAAAUAGCGCCAUUUUAAUCGCGUUUUACUUAAAGACAAUCGAUUUUAUUCUGAUUCUUGAUCAGAGUUUCUUUCAUGGGUUUUGUAUCUCACAACCGGUAAUAUUCAGAAGUCGUUAUCAUGCGAACGUUGCUGAUGUUCUAGUUAGGCAAUAAAUAAGCAGAGCAUUUAUUUGGUCCGAUGACACUGCUCAUCUACGCUCAACGUCAAAUACAUUAUCUACUGUAUUAAAUGACAUGAAUGUUAUUAAAACGGAAAUAUUAACUGUAUACUAAAACUGAUAACAUAAUUUUAAAAAGUUAAAAGCUGAUGUAUUUGUGAAUGUAUCUUGGCUGUUCGGUUCAAAAUAAAAAUAGGAAACAUUUCUAUUUGAAAUGCAGAAAUAAUUGUAUUAGUAUAAUGAGGCUCAAGAAGACAUAGAAGUUCCACAUGUCAACCACAAAGGGACUGCGCUAACAAGCCUUUUUCAAGCUUUAAAAUUGUCCACCUUACUCAACUUGUGAUCACUAUAAUAAUAAACUUUUUAUUAUGUUUUGACAAAUUAUUGCAGUGACCGUGAAGUGCCAUCUUGUAGAAAUUCUUUUUGUAAAAGAAAUAUACUUUUAAUAGUACCAUUUUCAAUUGGGGGGGGGGGGGAGGACCAUCACAAAGUGAUCCGAUAUCGAGGCCUGCUCUGUACUUUACUUGAUUAUCGGGUAAGAGAAAACCCAAAUUUUGUUGUCACAUCACGAUAAAUUAUAGCAGCACAAUAUAAAGUGAUCAGUCGAUAGCUAAUCGUUAAAAAAAACUCCAAUAUAAGUCACAAUCGUUUAAUUUCUAUUCUUGAAAUUUAUUCUAUUUGAUAGCUCAGAUCAACGAAAAAAGAAAUGCCUCGAUAGAAAGUUUAUAAAUUCAACGAGUAUCAAACGAAGAUCAUUAAAAUCAGUGAAAUCAGAUGAACCGUAUACACUUAAAAGAGAAUACUUUUAGCAAUAUCAUUUAUCCUAAUGUAGCAUUUCCUGAUAGUAAUGUUACAAAAAAUAUCCAGAAAUAAUUUGCGAUUAGAAAAAUGCUUUCUACUUUUUUGUUGCAUUUAGUGUUCCUUUUAAAUAGAUAUUUGUUUUUUUUUCCAUUAGAAAAUAGCGGGACUUCGUUCUCGUUGUUGCAUUCAUCCACAAGUUACCGGGUAUUGUAAUCACCUCAGUUCUUGCUAAGAGAGUACAUUAUUAGUAGAAAUAUUUAAAUAACUUUAUCAAAUUUAUUUGUUCAUUCUUUUUCAAUAUAUUUUUAUCUUCAUCAUGUAAAAAAAAUCACGUUUAAAUCUAUUUAAGAACACAAUGAUAAAAAUGACUCAUAGUGAGUGUGCGCGACUAAUAUUGUUCUUAUCCUAACAAAAAAAAUUGAUAAAUAUAUUCUAACAUAUUUUUAAUAAUGAUGUCAAUUCAGUAUAGGCAAUUUUAGAUGAUACUUCAGAUAUUUGAAACAUACGAAAAAGGGCUCACAAUUGUUCGAAAUCUAACAAACAAUCUUCAUAUAUGUUACUUUCACAGAAUACGCAGUAGUUAGAUGAGUUUCUUAAACGUAGAAUGACUUUUUUUUUAUCGUAUAUAUUUACAUGUUACUAUACGUUCGAUUCAUAACUGGGCAAUUCAAUACAUGAUUCGAAUUGAAUUGAGUCAAAUUGAAAGAAAAACUUCCUAACUCACGAGUUGAGUUGAAUAGAAUCAAAAAAGUUUUCAAAGAUCUGUGAAUUCAGUUUCAUUUAGCUUAAAUCAAAAAUCUUGAAAGGAUAUAUUCGCUUGAAAACACUUUUAUGAUUUUGUUUUCGUAAUCAUUUCGACAUGUUUUUACGAGUUUAUUUUCAAAAAGAUCUGCUUGCUUUAUCAUGGUUGACGUGCGGAAAAUUCCUCAAUUUCUUUUAGGAAAUCUGAAAAUUCAUCAAUAGAAUACCGAUAUUCAGCAUCAGAAGGAAGUUUUCAUUCCUUUCCAUGUCUAUCCCAAUAGCUUAAGCAACUCAUGUGAAAAUUUAGUUUGAAAAUUAGAAUGCCAGGAUUUCAUCUUUUCGAGAAAGUUUACUAGAGAGUUAUAAUCUGGUUGAACAUGGAGUUCGAUAAUCAAUAAAUUUUCAUCAUGUUCAUGACUUCUAAAUCAAAAAUACAAUUAUGGUAUUUAGUUCAUGAAAAUGUUCACUUCUUCAUCGUCAUGUAAUUUCUUUUAAUUUUCUACAUUGAUAAGGUGGUUAAUUUUCAUUCACUCUCUAUUAGACAUUAGCGUAAGCACGGUCGUUUGUUCAACAAACGCAGACUACGUACAUGAAAUCGUAUGAAAUUUGAUCAUUAUCGCAAACAUAGUCACAUAUCAUAUUAUAUCUUGUAAACAUAAUUUUAUUGAACUGGCCUAUUGAUAAUUGGAAUGAAAAUGAAUUGAAAUGAUUGAACAUGGUAAAAAAAAAGACCUAUUCCAUUCAUUUCAUUUCUGAUUUCAAUGAAGUUAAACAAAUUUUUUUUGACUUGUUUGUUUUAUAUGAAGCUCUAUAUUCCGAUUACACUUUAUACAUUCUAUACUAUUUAUAUAGAUCAGGUGACAGACAAAGUAAUUCAAUCAUAAAUUUUAGAGGAAGAUUAUGUAACUAGCGAAUAGGUAUCGAUAUCUACUCAAAAUAAGAAUUGUAUUUUGACUUUCACGAAAACAAUCAUAUGUCAAUAGAUAUUUUUAUAAAUCUAUGACUCUCUUUAAUGAGAAGAAUUUAGACUCAGUGUCGUCUCUCAUUAGAAUCAUGGACGUCGAGUUUGAAAUACAUCUAUAUCAGUGGUUUUGGGGAACUUACAUAUUUUUAAAGAAAAUAGUGAGUGUAAGUUUUAAGUCGAAUUUUUGCGGCUUUCCUUCCCUCCCUUCACCAUCAUCUCCAUUACAGACAACUUCUCAUUACGGAUCUUAGCAAUUGAAGAUAACAGGCGUCAGACUUUCUAUAGUUUUUUUGCAAAGUUGAUGAAGUUAUAAUUUUGAAAGAUAAUCAACAUCAUUGUUUCUGAGUUACUUAACAUAUAUAUAUAAUAGUGCAUAAGAUCUGCUGUAGAUAUAAUAGAUAUGUAAAACAGAUGUAUUUGCCAAUUAAUUCGAUGAUUAUAAUAAUAAGAAUGUUAAAUUAAGAAAAACGAAUUUAAAAAAUGAAUAAUAAGGAGCGAAUAGCAGCAAUGCAAAAUAAAAAAUAGGGUGCCCGUAGAAAAAGAAAAUUUCUGUUCGAAAUGCAGACAUUAGAAACACUCUUACUCUGAUGUUCGAUUAUCCUACAAAAUAACUAUAGUCUACAAAAGAUUUUUCACUUUACAUAUUUUGUAUUAGUUUAAUGAGGCUAGAGAAUAUAUGUGAGUUUCACAUUUCAGUCCCAAAGAGGCUACGCUAACAAGCUUCCUAUAUUAUCAAUAUCAGUAUAGAAAACUAAGAAUAAAAAUAUAUGUAUAAGCAUAUAAGUUCAAAUAAAUCAAAUAUUAUAUCGUUUUCUAUAUUAUAUAUAUAGAAAAAUAUUCCCAGGCAUAUGGUAGAAAAAAAUUAAUUAAUAUAUUAUUUUCUAUAUUGUCAAUAUAGAAAGAAACCAUAUGAAAUAAAAUAAUUUCUGUAUUAAUGAUAUCAAUAUAGAAAAAUAACGAAUACAAAAAUAUAUGUGCCAGCGUACAGUAGAGGAUAAUAGAAAAAAACUUAAUUUUUCAUCUUUUGAUAGUUUUAGAAAAAUUUGGACAUCGAUAUUUUUUCUGUCGAAAUAUUUUGUGAAGACGAACGUUCUUUAUGAUGUGAGAAUUUCCGAGAUAUACCUGUAUUUUGACUAAUCUAUUAUACAAACCAUUUAUUUGUGAAGUCAAAAAUAAUUUCAUAAUUUUGUGUAUUUUGUACAUUUCUCCAUAACAGAAACUGUUGAAUCAACAACUCUCGAAUAAGUAACAGGGCACGACAGAUCACACAGAAUCAAAUAAGAGCAGAUAAGACUUGGAUUAUGUAAUGCUAUAACUUUCUUUUGUUUAUGAAUUCUAUUUAGUCAGAUAAAAUCAGAUCAGAGUCCUUUACUCUGUUCUUAUAUAUUUCUUAAUCUCAGAAUCUAAUAAGAUGUUCAAUGACAUCUUUUAUUCUGAAUCUGACAAAAGCUUUAAAAAAAUGCAUCUAUUUUCACUGUCUCUUUUUGAUCUCUUCUAGUACAUUUCUCUUUUUUCUUUCCUGUCUACUUUACAUCUCAUGCAUAUCCCUUCUCUCUUGCAUUCUUUUUGUGCAUGACAUCGCAUCUACUCUAUUUUCAAUAUUCUUGUUCAGAAUCUUCGAGAAAAUUAUUAUUGUCCCGAGAUUUCUAUUAUAUAUAUCCGCCCUUGUGCCUAUGAUAUUCAUUAUGUUCAGAAGAAUUCAGUGAAAACCCUCCCAGGAUCGAUUUGUGAUGAGCACUUUGUUCAGGAAAUUUGUUGUAUUUACUGUUCUAAAUAAAGGAAAACUAUAAUUCUAAUAAUUACUUUACAAGACUGAAGAGGAAAACAAUCUAAUUUGGGCAAGAAUACCAGUUCAGCAAUCAAAAUCAUAGAAAUAUGAAUACAUGUUAUCAUAUUAUCUCCAAAAAUUAGCUUGAGCAUCCGAGGGUUAAAUACACAUAAGUUUUUGAACAUAAUUAAAUUUACGAUUGAUAUAAAUUAGUAGCAUAUUAAUUUAUUCCUUUAUAAACUUUCUCAUAAAAUUCAAAGAUAGGCACCUCCAUUCUGUCCUGUUCCUACUCCAUUUUCACUCUGAUGAGAAAAAAUAUCAACUUUAGAGUUGGAAUUGCCCAUCUCUGAUAUCAACCAUUUCAAAAUACUUACUCUUCAGAUCCUCCUGAACAUAUCCAUUACAUGCGAGCUUACAGAAGACUUCUCAGAACAAGUACUACAUAAGGAUUAUAGCAUGAUCCUCAUAGAAGAUACUCAUUAUUUUUAGAUUUUCCGAUUUUGACAGAGUAUCUUAUUUAGUCAUCAAGAUUCUCUUCGAGGACCCUAAUACAAUGAUUUGAAGAUGGUGUUCAUCAAAAGUUAAAAAUAGCAUUUUAGAACACUUUCUUUUCAAAGCCCAUAAAAUUCAUAGAUCCCAAUGUUUGUCACUGGAGAGCUCCGUUCGGAUUGACAUCCAUCUUUUCAGCAUUUGCAAAAGUAAAAGUCCUCUCAGAUUACAUAGAUUCGCGUGGAAUCCUAUCAACUUUGUUCAAUUUCGCCUGUAUCGAAACCUUCUCAUGAUCUUCCUUAGAGUACAUCACAGUUGUUCUUCAAACAGCUUGACAUAACUUACCAAAAGCCUUAUAAAAUUUCACCGGCAUUCUCUAUGCAAAUACUUAGGAGAUUCUUCAGUAGAUCUACAUUCAUCAUACAGAAAAUCAUGUAUCCUUAAGGUUUUCUAAAAAACAUAAGGAUUAGGUUUGAUAUUUUGUUGUUCAACGAUUCGAUAUUCUUCUCACAAGAUACAGAUAGAAUCUUCUCUGAUGUUCAUAUAAAUGAUCAUUCUGCCAAAAAGAUUCUGAAUUCUUGCAAUUCUGAAAAAAUCCUCAGAUCUCUAUGUUUUUCUACCAAAAACUUACAUGGAAUUAGUACUACUCUUUCUUGGAGAACCUCCUUACAGCAAUCUCCAGGUGUUAUUUUUAUGAUCAAAAAGAUCUUGGCAAAAACUAGAAGUAACAUAGAUGUAAGAAUCGUUACCAAAUCCUUUUUUCUCCUAGCAAACUAGGAAAAGACUUCUGAAUUUUUAUCUGUGGAAUGAGCAUUCUCAAAGAUGAAUGUCAUAUUUAUAGCGCUUGCUCCCACGAGAGACGAGAUCCCUUUGAUAACGACGAUUUCUUUUCUUUUUUGUUCAUUGUAGUAAUUCUCAAUAUUCCAGCCGAUGCCCGAUGGAAACAGAAUGGUACGACUGUUGCUGGAGAUCAUGGACAAGGCAAUGCUACCAAUCAACUCGGCUGUCCUUAUGGUAUCUUCGUUGAUGAUGAUCAAACGAUGGUCAUUGCUGACUACGACAAUCAUCGUAUCAUCCAAUGGAAGAUGGGCGAUACGAAUGGACAAGUAGUAGCUGGUGGCAAUGGCUACGGAAAUCGAUUGGAUCAAUUGAAUGGUCCAACCGAUGUAUUGAUUGACAAAGAGACGGAUAGUCUCAUUAUUUGUGACCGGGGCAAUCAACGAGUCGUACGAUGGUCUCGUCGUAGUGGCACAACUCAAGGAGAAAUCCUCAUCGACAACAUCAGUUGUCAAGGAUUGGCCAUGGAUGAUCAGAGAUAUCUCUACAUCUCUGACUACGAAAAACAUGAAGUAAGACGAUAUCAAAUAGGAGACAAGAAUGGAACUCUAGUAGCUGGUGGCAAUGGCGAAGGUGAUGGUCUCAAUCAACUCAACUCUCCGACCUACAUCUUUGUCGAUCAACAACAGACUGUCUACGUGUCAGACAACUACAAUCAUCGUGUAAUGAAAUGGAAUAAAGGUGCAAAAGAAGGAAUUGUCGUCGCUGGAGGUCAAGGCAAAGGGAAUGCCCUGACACAAUUGUCGUAUCCUGGCGGACUGUUCGUCGAUACAUUGGGCACCAUCUAUGUGGCAGACACGGUGAAUGAUCGAGUGAUGCGUUGGCCUAAAGGAGCGAAACAGGGCACUGUCAUUGUGGGUGGAAAUGGUGAAGGAGCAGGAGCAAAUCAGUUCAACUAUCUCCGUGGUUUGUCCUUCGAUCAAUAUGGCAAUCUCCAUGUCGCCGAUCGUGAUAAUAAUCGUGUUCAACGAUUCUCAAUCGAAUAG